This is a messenger RNA of Girardinichthys multiradiatus, 846 nucleotides long. RefSeq names its product glyoxalase domain containing 5 (gene glod5). NCBI's taxonomy places the organism in Eukaryota, Metazoa, Chordata, Actinopteri, Cyprinodontiformes, Goodeidae. The record is from RefSeq and is a predicted model, not a curated record. The transcript is spliced from 4 exons. The coding region runs from base 150 to 662 and encodes 170 amino acids.
GAAGACGUACUGCAUAGUUAUUGUACAGGUCUGCCGAGACCAGUUUAGUGGGAUUAUCCACAUGGAGGUCGGACAAGGAAGUGCUCCAGGCGUCAGGGGAACACUUUCUCGGCACAACACCAGUCGGACCUUUGAACACACCAGUAAGGAUGGCGCUCCGGGCAGCUGGUAGUCGUUUGCUGUAUUUCCAGAGGACUUGUUUUAAGGUCAGCCCCACUGAAACUCACCUCGCUGUCAGAUUCAAGGCAACCUGUCCUGUUGAAGUGAGCCAUCUGGAUCAUUUGGUGCUGACAGUAAAAAAUGUGCCAAACACAAUCAACUUUUAUACAUCAGUUCUCGGAAUGGAGGUUAUCACUUUUAAGGGUAGUCGUAAAGCUCUGAGCUUUGGGAAACAAAAGUUUAACCUUCACCAACUGGGCCAAGAGUUUGAGCCAAAAGCUAAGCAUCCAACUUCAGGCUCUGCAGACCUCUGUCUCGUCACCAAAACCCCUCUGAGUGUAGUAGCUGCCCAUCUGAAGGUUUGCGGUGUUGAGAUUGAAGAAGGACCCGUGCAGAGGAGUGGAGCUGUGGGACCCAUCACCUCACUUUACUUCAGAGAUCCAGACCACAAUCUCAUUGAGGUGUCAAACUACAGCCAGUCAGCACCAGACAGCUCCUCUUGAACCUUUGCUUUUUUUGAGCAUGCACCAUCAUCACACAGCUGGUGUUAUAAAUGUGAAAGGUCUAAACCAAAAUCACUGCUAUUAGAGAGGGUGGGACAACUGUUAUAGUUCCUCUUUUUAUUCUAAUUAUAUUAGUUGUUUUAGUAAAAAACAUUUAAAACAAAAUAAAAUAUUUUCACCUUUA